This is a messenger RNA of Eruca vesicaria subsp. sativa (arugula), 736 nucleotides long. The record is from the annotation of a GenBank genome assembly. Lineage: Eukaryota; Viridiplantae; Streptophyta; Magnoliopsida; Brassicales; Brassicaceae.
AUGAAGCUGGAGGUGCUUAAGUUUGGGCCAUAUAUUGGGCCCAACCACAUAAGCCCAAAGGAACUUUUGAGCAGAGAAGAUCCCACCAAAGUCACCAACUACAAUCCAGAAAAGCAGCGAAUCACGAAGACGACUGACUCAUCAGCAAUGGGGAGAAAGAAGGGAUUGCCGGAGUUCGAAGAGACGGCGCCGGAUGGAUUCGACCCGGCGAAUCCAUACAAGGAUCCGGUGGCGAUGGUGGAGAUGAGAGAGCACAUCGUACGGGAGAAGUGGAUCCAAAUAGAGAAGGCGAAGAUCAUGCGUGAGAAGGUCAAAUGGUGUUACCGCGUGGAAGGUGUUAACCAUUACCAGAAAUGCCGUCAUCUCGUCCAACAGUAUCUCGACUCCACUCGCGGCGUCGGUUGGGGAAAAGACCACCGUCCUGUCUCCCUCCACGGUCCCAAACCUGAGGCUGUUGAAGCUGAGUAAUACUUUGUGUCUGAUCAAUCUGAGCUUCAGUGAGGCAGGUGACAGGUCUUAAUACAAGUCCAUGAUGGAAUGAUUAUUGGACUGUUCAGAUUUGCUUCUUUUAUUUCCUUGUGAAACAUGCCAGUCUUUGGAUUCAUUCAUGCAAAGGUUUUACAAGCUUGAGUGGUAUAUUGUAUUGCUACACUAAACAUCAGUCUCUCCUUAUGAUACCAAAUAAGUCCCUUUUUCUUCUGUCUACCUUCGUUAUUAUGUAUACCAUAAAUAAAAU